GAAACCCCCGGAUGCUGCGGGGAUAGCGUCAGAAUAUGGUGUAAACGGUCUCUUUCACAUCUUGUGACUUUAUGGGGAAAUAAUAACGCCAUUUCUCACCGUUAGAUUCUUAUAAACACGGAGAAGCGGGUGCACGUCCAGCGGCCGUCGCUCCUGAAUGGAUCCACCGACAAGAAAACCAACAUGCUAUCAUCUAUUUGUGCUGUAGACGCUUUAAAAACAAUAUAAUACAGACGCAUAAGGCUAUUUGAUGGCAGUGUUUGCUCUGUUUUGGAUGAUUUUGUCGUAUUCUUCUUAAAAACCGCGGUGCGUUCACUUACUAUGCUUUAAAAUCAAGAUGGGCUGUAUCAAAUGAUGAUGAGGAGGAUGAUGGUGAUGGUGAUGAUGAUGAUGGACGCACGAUCGAUUACAGAUGCACUCUACCAAGGUGGCAGCAAUGGCGCGAGCAGCAGCAGACACUGUGAUCAUCAUGCACUCCGUCCAUAUAGAGGAAUAAUGCUGAAAUUGAUGACUGUGGGAUCCUUAUAAAUUGUUAAUAAUACAAUGAACACCACUGUUGUUACGCCAUCAGACCUGGUGGAUGUGCCGAGACAGCAGAGCUUCAAUGGCACCAUGGGCACGCAGACCCCCUCGGGGUGGGCCGUGAUCCACACCGCCACCUUGACCUUUUGCUCCCUCCUCCUUGUCUUCAUCUUCUGCCUGGGCUCGUACGGCAACCUCGUGGUGUUCCUGUCCUUCUUUGACCCCGUGUUUCGCAAGUUCCGCACCAACUUUGACUUCAUGAUCCUCAACCUGUCCUUCUGCGACUUGUUCAUCUGCUGCGUGACCGCUCCCAUGUUCGCGCUGGUGCUCUUCCUGGACGCGGGCGGAGGCGACGGCGUGUCAAAAAGCUUCUGCUUCGCCUUCCACUUGACCAGCUCGGGCUUCAUCAUCAUGUCCCUGGAGACGGUGGCCGUCAUCGCUUUGCACAGGCUGCGCAUGGUUUUGGGGCAGCAGCCCAACCGUACCGCGUCCUUCCCGUGCACGCUGGCCCUCACCGCCCUGCUGUGGACGUCCAGCUUCACCAUGGCCGCCCUGCUCACCAUGCGAGCGUACCCGCGUAGAGAUGGACCCUGCUUGCCCCACUUUGGCCUGGGAGGCGGACAGGCCAGGGUCGUGUUGUACGUCUACCUGGCAGACUUUGCCUUUUGCGUAGCCGUGGUGUCGGUGUCCUAUCUGAUGAUCGCUCAGACGCUGAGGAAGAACGCACAAGUGAGGAAAUGUCCCGUCAUCACUGUAGACGCCACGUGCCCUCCGCCCCCACCGCCUCUCAUCGCAGCAGGCUUCGAGAGCAUGCAGUGUGCCGUUCAAGGCCCCUCUCUGUACCGCAACCAGACUUACAACAAGCUGCAGAACGUUCAGACGCACUCUUACGUCAACAAGACCAGCCAGCCUCUGGUACCAGGGGCCGCCCAAGGAGCCACCUGCUGUCAGUUGGUGUCCACGGUCAACUUGGCCACGGCCAAAGACUCCAAGGCGGUCGUCACCUGCGUGGUCAUAGUGUUCUCCGUGCUGCUCUGCUGCUUGCCGAUGGGAGUUUCGCUGGCACAGGAUGUUUUGACGCCAGAAAGCAACUUUGCACAUUACCAGUUUGAACUGUGCGGCUUUGUGCUUAUUUUUCUCAAGUCGGGCAUCAACCCCUUUGUGUACUCGCGCAACAGCGCAGGCCUCCGCCGCCGCGUGCUGUGCUGUAUGCAGUGGGCGGCGCUGGGCUUUCUCUGUUGCAAGCAAAAGACUCGUUUGCAUGCGAUGGGGAAGGGCAGCCUGGAAGUCAAUCGCAAUAAAUCCUCCCAUCAUGAGACCAACUCGGCCUAUGUACUGUCACCCAAGCCACAGAGGAGGCUGGUAGACCAGGCUUGCGGGCCUAGUCACUCCAGGGACUGUGCCGGUAGUCCGAGGGUAACAGGUGCGCGCAAACCUCGCCCACCGAGCACCUCUACACCCAUCAACACCCGCAUUGAGCCCUACUACAGUAUAUACAACAGCAGUCCCUCUGCAGGGCCCAGCUCGCCCACCAGCCUGCAGCCUGUCAGCUCUCAGACAUUUGCCUUUGCCAAGUCUUACGUAGCCAUGCACUACCACACUCACCAAGACGCACUACAAGACUUUGAAAGCACCUCAGUGCACCAGAUUCCCAUUCCCUCAGUCUAAUCAAAGAGCUGCUAUAAACAGAAAGGUUUGGGACAAUCUCACCAUGGCUUUAAAAUCAAAUGUGAAUUAAAAAGAGGAACAUGAAAACAGCCCAUUUUAUGUAUUUGGAAUCUGCAUUAACCCUUUGUUCUCUUCUUCAGUGGAAAUACAUGUUAAGUUUUCUUGAAUGAAAAAAUUGAAGUAUUAUAAGCCUUGCUAUGACUAACUAAAAACAAGCAAUAGAUUUGUAAUGAAAGUGUCCGUUCCAAAAAGUUAUUUACUGUUAUUGAAUUGGCUUAUUUUCUUUUCUUUUACAGAUUACUUAAUUUUCACAUAAAUCUGCCCCCUGUGUUGUGCACGCAUGUGCCGUUAUAACCCAAUACUCUGUAGGUUUUUCAUUGCAGCCAAAGACUGCAGUUUGUUAGAUCACGGCUGUUUCCUCUCUGGCUGAAGUUGCUGAGUGCUGAUAUAAGCUGCUGUAGUGUCGGGCUGCUAUGAAACCCUGCACAGGCCCACACAUGGCUGUUUUGAUGGCAUGUGGUUGCACUUUGAUGAACUAUUGCUUCUUUAAAGAGAAAUGUAUUUGUGAAACUCAUACACUUUUCAACACAAUAAAUGUUUGGCAAGUGCA
Messenger RNA from Sebastes umbrosus (honeycomb rockfish), 2800 nucleotides. It is a transcript of the gene gpr75, whose product is annotated as G protein-coupled receptor 75. Lineage: Eukaryota; Metazoa; Chordata; Actinopteri; Perciformes; Sebastidae. Gene Ontology annotation, molecular function: C-C chemokine receptor activity. Gene Ontology annotation, biological process: G protein-coupled receptor signaling pathway. Bases 544 to 2190 code for a protein of 548 amino acids. The transcript has 3 exons. Gene Ontology annotation, cellular component: membrane. The record is from RefSeq and is a predicted model, not a curated record.